AUGUUGAGGUAUAAGAGUAAUAAUUCCGGCUAUGCUAACAGGUGUGCCUUUUUACUUGAAAAAUUGUCAGAUAACGUUGAAAAGAAAGACGUUACAAAAAUGGGAAAUGCCCCCACUUCGAAUAAAAAGUGCGAUCCCGUUGAAAGUGUUAAAGAAUUUCUCGAUCAAGCCAAGGAAGAUUUCGAAGAAAAGUGGAAAAAUGUAUCAUCCAAUACAGCUGAAUUGGAUGAUUUUGAAAGAAUCAAAACUCUUGGAACCGGUUCCUUCGGUAGAGUUAUGAUCGUUCAACAUAAAAACUUAAAAGAAUACUUUGCUAUGAAAAUAUUAGACAAACAAAAAGUAGUUAAAUUAAAACAAGUAGAACAUACUCUUAACGAAAAGCGUAUCUUGCAAGCUAUCAAUUUUCCAUUUUUAGUAAGCUUAAAAUAUCAUUUCAAAGACAAUUCGAAUCUUUACAUGGUUUUAGAUUACGUACCCGGUGGAGAAAUGUUUUCACAUCUUCGAAAAGUAGGAAGAUUCAGCGAACCUCAUUCGAGGUUUUACGCUGCACAAAUAGUGCUUGCCUUUGAAUAUCUUCAUUACUUAGAUCUCAUUUACAGAGACCUCAAACCGGAAAAUCUGUUAAUUGAUUCACAAGGAUAUCUUAAAGUUACGGAUUUCGGAUUUGCCAAAAGAGUCAAAGGAAGAACAUGGACCCUGUGCGGUACACCAGAAUAUCUGGCACCUGAAAUAAUAUUGAGCAAAGGAUAUAACAAAGCAGUCGAUUGGUGGGCACUCGGAGUUCUCGUCUACGAAAUGGCUGCUGGUUAUCCUCCAUUUUUUGCUGAUCAACCAAUACAAAUAUAUGAGAAAAUAGUAUCUGGUAAAGUGAGAUUUCCAUCACACUUUGGCUCAGAUUUAAAAGAUCUACUGAGAAAUUUACUCCAAGUUGAUCUAACUAAAAGAUAUGGAAAUUUAAAAAAUGGAGUGAAUGAUAUAAAAGGUCAUAAAUGGUUUGCAUCGACGGAUUGGAUAGCUGUUUUCCAGAAGAAAAUAGAAGCGCCAUUCAUACCUAGAUGCAAGGGUGCAGGCGACACAAGUAAUUUUGAUGAUUACGAAGAAGAAGCAUUGAGAAUAUCAUCAACAGAAAAAUGUGCUAAAGAAUUUGCCGAGUUUUAA
Messenger RNA from Pediculus humanus corporis (human body louse), 1158 nucleotides. Its product is annotated as cAMP-dependent protein kinase catalytic subunit, putative. Gene Ontology annotation, biological process: peptidyl-serine phosphorylation. The record is from RefSeq and is a predicted model, not a curated record. The transcript has 2 exons. Gene Ontology annotation, cellular component: cAMP-dependent protein kinase complex; nucleus. The coding region runs from base 1 to 1158 and encodes 385 amino acids. NCBI's taxonomy places the organism in Eukaryota, Metazoa, Arthropoda, Insecta, Psocodea, Pediculidae. Gene Ontology annotation, molecular function: cAMP-dependent protein kinase activity; ATP binding.